Molecule: messenger RNA, 1557 nt
Organism: Suillus bovinus
Lineage: Eukaryota; Fungi; Basidiomycota; Agaricomycetes; Boletales; Suillaceae
Exons: 7
Coding region: 1-1557 (518 amino acids)
Source: RefSeq, a predicted model, not a curated record
AUGUCUGACUCUGGCUUAAAUUCAAUAUCCUCGAGUUCUGAUUCAGGCUCAGGCUCGGCGGAUGAAGGUGUCCAACAGCCUGUGGCUCCACCGGGUGGUAAUGCUUCUAUUGAUCACUACAAAGAGUAUAUUAAAUACCUCCAGCUUCAACAAGAGUGGCUCCAGAAGCAGAAUAUGUCUCUGAAUGAGAGCAACAAUGUUCUUGCUGCGCAACAGCUGAAAUGUUCUCGCAAACACCCUCAAAUUUCAUCAUCCAGGGUACCAUCUGUAUCACAAGGAUCUGUAGCACUGUCUAUGUCUUCUGCAUCCUCCAUCAUAGCUUCUGACUCAUCGAAUAUGGGUGACAUUGACUGGGACAAGCUUAUUUUAAGCUUGGCCAAAAAGUAUGCACUCACUACCGAGAUGUUUCUCCCUGACAAGGUCAUUUUUCAAACAGACUGUCCUGAUUCUCUGGUCGAUUUCUCAGAUCCAAAUUGUUAUGCAAAGAGGUCUACAGAAAAGGACACACUUGUCACUGAACUCUAUGCAUCCAUCAACCAUGUGUUGCAUGCUCGGAUGCGAACAAAUCUGUUCUUCAACCAGUUUGGGAGUGGAAUGCAGCAAGCUCGCUCUUCAUUCCUAAACAGUCUGCGUACCAUUGCAGGUGGCAUCUUCAACAUGCCUAACAAGUUUUUUGUUUCCAAAUAUGACCGUACUUCCCUCCGGCAGGUCACGGACUUGAUUGGAUGGGAAGCAGGCAAGGGAAAGAUUUAUGAUAUCUUCAAGGCGCCAAUACUUUACCCCAACCAUGUCGUGAACGAGAAGAAAAUUUUCAAAAAUUGGAUCGUCAUCGCAAAGGUUAUCAAGGUCGCAAUAUGUGGAAAGGCAUCAUUGUAUUCCAAAGUGCAUGGUGGACCACCUUCCUAUGCCAAGAUAUGGAAGCUUACAAGCUGCACUCCUGACCUGAUUGCAUUUGGUGUCACAUCAAUCAUAUUUGUCCUAUCUCCGGACCAGGAAUUUUCGGGUGUUGGAGUUGGUGCUAUUUCCUCAUUCAUCGUUAAGUGGACCCACCAGCGCAUCAAAUCUAUUGUCGAUGAAAUCAAUGGAUAUGUCUUCGGUAGUACCGUAAAGAUGCAGCCAUCCGAUGACACUCAAUGUACAGUGGAGCGCAUUACUGAAUCACUCAAUCACAUUAUGGCUGCGCUAGACGCUAGUGAUUCAGACUCAACCGAUGACUCGGAAUCAUUGGAAUAUGCUAACUUGCAAGAGCAGGCUACUAAUAAAGAUGUACACCUUACCACUGCAGCUGCAGCUGCAACCUCGCAACCUAUUAUGUUCACCGUCGACACUCCUCAACUCGAAGUUGCAGCCCUGGGGCCUGCUAUCAUUCCACAGUCUUCUAUCUCAACUCCACCUAUCCAGACACCCAUGACACCGCAUGCAGAGACUUCGGCCAAGCCCCAGGAUCAGAGUGAUGAUGCAUUGCCGCCAACACCAGGCUUAUUGGUGUUACCAAACCUCAGGCAAAGGCAUCCAGGGGCAAGAAGAGCACUAAAGAUGUGGCAGCAAUAUAUUUGA